Messenger RNA from Platichthys flesus (European flounder), 3014 nucleotides. RefSeq names its product leucine-rich, glioma inactivated 1b (gene lgi1b). The record is from RefSeq and is a predicted model, not a curated record. The transcript is spliced from 10 exons. Gene Ontology annotation, molecular function: protein binding. NCBI's taxonomy places the organism in Eukaryota, Metazoa, Chordata, Actinopteri, Pleuronectiformes, Pleuronectidae. Gene Ontology annotation, biological process: myelination. The coding region runs from base 227 to 1885 and encodes 552 amino acids.
GUGCCCUCCUAUUGAGACGCUAGGAGCAUCGGCACAAGCCCUGCGGCGUCAGAGCGCGCACCAUCACCCCCGGAGCUCCAGCUUCUCAUCAGCAAAACAAACAUAUCCCAAGGCAAAAAAAAAAAAGGUUCCUCUUUAAAUCCCGAGCUUGCUCCUCGAGGGUAUUUGAGUGUGUAGAAGUUGCAUGUGCAGCCGGGAGUGAUUCGCCUCGGCCGGGACAGCAGCAAUGGGACACCCGGGCAGCAGCAGCAGCAGCGCGCGUAGAGGAUGGAGAGGAGGAUGGACGCUCCUGGUCUGGAUGGCCGCGGUCAGCCUGGUGCUGGCGGACGGACGCAGAGUGAGGCAGCCCAGAUGUCCCGUCGGAUGCAUCUGCACCAAAGAUAAUGCCCUGUGUGAGAAUGUCCGCUCCGUGCCUCACACGUUCCCCUCCGACGUCGUGUCACUAUCUUUUGUCAAGUCUGGAUUCAGUGAAAUCGCUGGAGGAAGCUUUGUUCACACGCCUGCCCUGCAACUGCUUUUGUUCACAGCAAACUCCCUCGACCUCAUCGAUGAAGAUGCAUUCCUGGGUUUACCACAUUUGGAAUAUCUAUUUAUUGAAAACAACAAAAUUGUAUCAAUAUCUCCAUUUGCUUUCCGGGGCCUAAAAGCGCUGAUACAUCUGAGUCUGGCGUACAACAAUCUGGAGACGCUGCCCAAGGAUGUCUUCAAGGGCAUGGAGGCUCUGACCAAAGUUGAUCUGCGGGGCAACAACCUGAUAUGCGACUGCAAGCUCAAGUGGCUGGUGGAGUGGAUGCACCACACCAACGCCACCCUGGAUCUUAUCUACUGCAGCGGUCCGCCCAUUCACCAGGGGAAGAAGAUCAACGACCUGCUGCCACACUCCUUUGACUGCAUCACCACAGAGUUUGCCUCCUAUCAGUCGCUGAAGUUUGAGUCCAUCUCGGUGGAGGCCUUCACCUUUGGUAAAGAGCAGUAUGUUGUGUUUCCACAACCGUUCGCUGGGACAUGCAGCUUCCUGGAAUGGGACCACGUCGAGAUGACCUUCAGACCCUAUGACACCAUUCAAAGCACGUCCACCGUGGUCUGCAAGCCCCAGGUGAUCGAUGGCCACCUCUUCGUCAUCGUGGCCCAGCUGUUCGGGGGCUCGCACAUUUACAAGCGCGACAACUCCGCCAACAAGUUCAUCAAGAUCCAGGACAUCGACAUCCUGAAGAUCCGCAAACCCAACGACAUCGAGACGUUCAUGAUCGACGGGGAAUCUUUCUUUGUCAUCGCAGACAGCUCCAAGGCCGGCUCCACAACUGUGUACAAGUGGAACGGCAAUGGUUUCUACUCCCACCAGUCUCUCCAUCCGUGGUACCGCGACACAGAUGUGGAAUAUUUGGAGAUCUCCAACAAAGCCCACCUGAUCCUGUCCAGCAGCUCCCAGAGGCCUGUGGUGUACCAGUGGAACAGGAGCCAGAAGCAGUUUGACCGCAGGACGGACAUACCGGACAUGGAGGACGUCUUCUCAGUUAAACACUUUCGGGUCAAAGGGGAUCUGUUCUUGUGCUUAACGAGAUUCAUCGGGGACUCCAAGGUGAUGCGCUGGGACGGUGCCAUGUUCAAGGAGGUGCAGACGUUCCCCUCCCGCGGCUCCAUGGUGUUCCAGCCGGUCUCCGUGGGCAAGUGGCAGUACGCCAUCCUGGGCAGCGAUUACUCCCUGACGCAGGUCUACCAGUGGGAGGGCAAGAGGGGACAGUUCGUCCCGUCCCAGGAGCUGAACAUCCAGGCGCCUCGAGGGUUCUCCAUGGUCUCCAUCGAGGACCGGGCUUUCCUGCUCGCGUCCAGCUUCAAGGGGAAAACUCAGAUAUACGAACACCUCAUGAUUGAUAUGAGUAACUAAACCAGUCAACCAUUCAGGACCAAUCAUAUACACCAGCGGGCAAAUGCUUCUUCUGUGAUUUUGUUUAAAUCCGAUUUGAAACCACAAGCAAUUCCGACAGACAAAUGUAAAUUUUCCAGAGAAGCUCAAACUAUCAAAAGAAGUAUGUCUGACCCCAUUUUAAUGAAUAUAUAUUCAACCGGCUGCAACUACUUCCUUCUGAUAAACUCCCUUUAUUUUCAUCCUCAUUCCUUCCUCUUGAGGAAUGCCUUAUCCUCCAUUUGAAGAACUCAGUUACUCAAAGCUCACAGACAAACAAUUCCUUGAUGUACAGUCUAUGUUUUUUUUCCAUUCAACUCUCUGUAUUGUGUUUAUUUCUCUUGUAAGAAUUUGAUAGGAAUGAGUUAGAGCUGACGAUAGUGUAACAAUAACAAAACGUUGAAAAGUGUGUUGAGAAGAGGAGGCAAAGUGUCAAAGUAGAAUUAUUUGACCCUCAAAGAAGUGGCCCUGAUACAUGAAACGAAGAAUCCACUGUACAUUAUGAGAAACUCUGGGGACAACAUGUGUCUCCGUUGUGUCUCCUCUCAGACACAGACCCUCGCAGUGUGUAUUCCUGAUGAAUGACUCGCUGGAAGCCUCUCACUGUGGGGACCAGCCCUCAUGCUUUCACUGCACUCUUGCCCCUUUUCUCCCUUGCUGACAAAACCAUUGUUAUCUUUACUCCGCAACUAAAAAAAGCCGACCACUGUGCGAGCACCUGCUACCUGUGCUUUCACACGCUCCUCUUAUUCUGACACACAACAAAAAGAAAGAGAAUAUCCAUAACAAACGUAACACUUGCCAAAUAUGAUGUUUACCUUUUUGCUAUACCGUGUAAAGUACUUUGUAUGAUGUGUUGCUUUUGUACGUAGAUGGGACCACACUCAGUCUUUUAUUUUUCAUAGACGUAGAAUUUAGUGUAGAUAUGUAUGUAUUUAUAAAAAAAACAGGAUCCCCUCCCUAACACUGUGUAACUUGCAGCUUCUGUAAAACAGCGUAGUCCUCCUUGUGUCCGUCGUAGUUAGGUCAGGUUAGAGGAGGAUAGAUAUUCACUUGUCAUCGUGCUCACUGUAUUUUAUGUACAGAUGUAAUAAAAAAGUGUUGAAGUAGG